AUGCCAGCAACAGGUAUUGGACAUCAUAUUAAUCCAUUAAAUAAUCCUUUUCCAAAUCGACCAAAUCAACCAACACAACAAACAGGAGGCACGCCACAUUAUGGUGGUGGUACUGAAAAGUGUGCUCGAUGCUCGAAAUCUGUUUAUUUAGCAGAGAAAAAACUUGGAGCUGGUCGAGCAUUUCAUUCAAGUUGCUUUAGUUGUUGUACAUGUAAAAGAAAAUUAGAUGCAGCUACAUUAUCUGAACAUAAAGGUGAAAUUUAUUGUAAAUCAUGUUAUAAAAAACAAUUUGGUCCUCAUGGUUUCGCUAGUGGUGUAGCAAUGUCUACUGAAAAAUCAACAACAUAUGAGUAUCAUCCUACACGUCGUUCAUCUUAUGGUAGUGAUCUUGACUCAACAAAUACAUCAUUUCAACAAACACGACAACGAGCUAAUUCAAGUGAACAUCUGUUUCGGGAUGAAUAUAGUGCUACAAAACAAAAUGAUGAAUUUUCAAGAAAAUCUCCACAACGUAAUGAUGCUAUGGUUGAUACAAAAUAUCAAAGACCAAGUAGUCCAACAAGAAGAGAAAAACCUUUUGAAUCAAAUACAAAUAAUGAUUCUCAUCGUUCAACUUAUAUUGGAGAAAAUGAUCGAAGUAAAUAUAUACGUGAAAGUGAAAAAUUGCCUUAUGGUAGUGGAACAUCAAAAAUUGUCGAUAUACCUGUUAUCUCUAAUACUAAACGAUCGGAUUCAAUGGUUGACAAAAUUGAAACACCAACAGACCCGACAAGAGAUAAUCGACGAAGUCGAAGUCCAUCAAUAACAUCGAAUGAUUCUUAUCAACGACAAAGUAGUAGCGAACGAAAAAAUAGUCGCGAACGACAAACUGCUUCUGCAGAUGAUUAUUCUCAUUCAUACAUCAAUAUGGACAAUAAUAAUAGAAACAAUAGAAAACCUUCGAAUGAUAAUACAGUAAAUACGAUUGUUUCUGACAAUCCAGUUACAACGGGAGAUUAUCAUCGUUCAUCGUCAUCAUCAUAUGAAAGUAAAUAUAGAAAUACUACAUCAACUUCAAAUUUCAAUGAUCGACGUUCACCAUCACCACAAAAUACUAACCGACAAUCAUCGGCUUUAAGUGAUUUUAUAUCAAAAACAACUAUUACUACUGGAAAUGUAUCUCCAUCAACUGGUAAAAAAUAUUCAGCAUUGGAUUCUUUAGUUACUAAUGCUCGAGAAAAAAAUACUCAAUAUGAUGACGAUGAUUUUGAUAAUUAA
This is a messenger RNA of Rotaria sp. Silwood2, 1257 nucleotides long. Lineage: Eukaryota; Metazoa; Rotifera; Eurotatoria; Philodinida; Philodinidae. The record is from the annotation of a GenBank genome assembly.